Pocillopora meandrina is the source of this 681-nucleotide messenger RNA. The record is from the annotation of a GenBank genome assembly. NCBI's taxonomy places the organism in Eukaryota, Metazoa, Cnidaria, Anthozoa, Scleractinia, Pocilloporidae.
GGAAUCCACCUGGGAAAAAAUAACUUCAUAGCCCGAUCCUGCCUGGACUAUUUAAAAAAUGGAGUGUUUGAAAACGGUUUCUAUUGGCUUUUCGACGAUAAGUACCAACGAUACGUUGCUUACUGCGACCUUGAAUCGGAGCCGGGUGCAGCCUGGACCCUUGUCAUGUCUUGGAAUCGAGCGUCCAGAAGCCUACGCCAAUUCAGAAGCAGCACUUUUGCACAAGACGCACCAAUUAACCACAAGACGCCGAACUGGGACUCAUACCGACAGACGCUCUCUCGGAUGAAGGGCCUCCGCAGUACAUCGACACACUGGCGAGCAACCUGCAGCUUCAAUCACCUUGAUAACAUAGAUUACCGAGACUACGUAAGGGGAAGUUUCAGCAACAACGAUAUCAUGGGUUUUCUUGGACACGGCCAAUGCCUGUUGGUGGACUACGUAAAUAUCCGUGGACAUGCAGCUGGGCCUGGUACAACAGCAAGGUUCUGGCAGGUUCAUAACACCUACAUGCUUCACAUCGACAGCAGUGCUACUGGCUGUGGGUUCGUGCCCACUGCUGGGUCUUCACCCAGUGAGGACAACUUUGGUUUUAACCAGGCUUUCAAUACCAAUUUCCGUUGUAACGGAGGCGAUUUUUCCACAACACAGUGGUGGUUUGGUGGAUACCUGGCUGAAUAA